Humulus lupulus (European hop) is the source of this 435-nucleotide messenger RNA. RefSeq lists its product as uncharacterized. Bases 1 to 435 code for a protein of 144 amino acids. The record is from RefSeq and is a predicted model, not a curated record. The transcript is spliced from 3 exons. NCBI's taxonomy places the organism in Eukaryota, Viridiplantae, Streptophyta, Magnoliopsida, Rosales, Cannabaceae.
AUGGAUUUGGUUAAAAUAUGCAAGAAACAACUAGAAAUGAUGAGAGACAAAGGCUGGGAUUCUUUAGUGGAAGAAGUUGAUUUACAGCUACAAGAGCUAAAUAGUCACUUUAAUGAGGCUAAUACUAAGUUGCUACUUUGGAUGUUUGAUCUUUCUAUGAAAGUAGUUGAGACAAGAAAGGAUGAGGUAUAUCUGGUUUAUUUGCUUAUUAAAUUCCCAUUAAUGCUUCCAGUUGCAACAACUUUGGUAGAAAGAGCAUUCUCUGCAAUGAACGUUGUGAAGAAUCAAAUGCGCAACAAAAUGGGAGACCAAUGGUUGAAUGAUAUCCCGACUGUGUAUCUUGAGAAGGAUGUAUUCAAUGCUAUUGAUAAUGAGCCAAUCAUCCAUUAUUUUCAAACACAUGAAAUCUUGUCGACGACAACUUUAAAUGUAUGA